AUCUGAUUCACCAACCAAUAUAAUUGGGAUUUAGGUCACUUUUUCAUCUCAAGAUUUUGUACCAAUAGGAAAAGCACUCAUAGUUUCUCUUCAGAGUAUUACUUGGCUCUCUUUAUCGGAGAAGAUGGAGAGCUUGCCGACUACGAAAUCGGAGAGACGAUGGAGAUCGAAGCCUCUUCAGGCAUCGAAGCCUUCUCUACUGAUGGCCUUGUUCUCUUGCAUGGCUUGGCUCUAUGUAGCUGGACGGUUGUGGCAGGAUGCCGAGAACAGAACCUUACUAGCUGAUCUUCUCCAGAGAAAUGCAGGCCAGAAACCCAAAAUCGUAUCAGUAAACGAUAAAUUGGCAGUCCUCGGCUGCAAAGAUCUGGAGAGAAGGAUUGUGGAAGCCGAGAUGGAUCUGACAUUAGCCAAGAGUCAAGGGUUUCUGAACAAGAACCAUUUGAAACAAACUGGCUCUUCUUCUCGAAUUCUUGCUGUUAUAGGAGUGUACACUGGAUUUGGGAGUCGAUUGAAUAGAAAUGUGUUCAGGGGAUCUUGGAUGCCCAGAGGCGAUGCUUUGAAAAAGCUUGAAGAAAGAGGCGUAGUCAUUCGUUUUGUAAUUGGUCGGAGUGCUAACCGGGGUGAUAGCUUGGAUCGUAACAUUGAUGAGGAAAAUCGUUCAAGAAGAGAUUUUUUGAUUCUGGAAGGUCACGAGGAAGCCGAAGAAGAGUUGCCCAAGAAAGCUAAGGUCUUUUUCAGCACAGCGGUUCAGAAUUGGAAUGCAGAUUUCUAUGUCAAAGUUGAUGAUAACAUUAAUCUUGAUCUUGAGGGGUUAAUUGGGCUUCUUGAACGUCGUCGUGAUCAGAAGAACAGUUCUUAUAUUGGGUGCAUGAAGUCGGGAGAUGUUGUGGCUGAAGAGGGAAAGCCUUGGUAUGAACCUGAAUGGUGGAAAUUUGGUGAUGAGAAAUCUUACUUCCGGCAUGCUUCUGGUUCUCUUUUGAUUCUCUCUAAUAGUUUGGCUCAGUAUGUGUACAUAAACAGUGCUUCUUUGAAGACUUAUGCUCAUGAUGAUGUAUCAAUAGGCUCAUGGAUGAUGGGUCUUCAAGUAACAUAUAUAGAUGAUAAUCGGUUUUGCUGUAGUAGUAUUAGACAAGACAAAGUGUGUUCUCUAGCCUGAUCAAGGAGAGACAAUCCAAUCUUAGCUUGUUGGUUUGUGUGAAGAAAUUGACAUGUUUGUUGUUAUA
This is a messenger RNA of Humulus lupulus (European hop), 1223 nucleotides long. RefSeq names its product hydroxyproline O-galactosyltransferase HPGT3-like. Bases 125 to 1156 code for a protein of 343 amino acids. The transcript has a single exon. Gene Ontology annotation, cellular component: Golgi membrane. Lineage: Eukaryota; Viridiplantae; Streptophyta; Magnoliopsida; Rosales; Cannabaceae. The record is from RefSeq and is a predicted model, not a curated record. Gene Ontology annotation, molecular function: hexosyltransferase activity.